CCUUAUAUAUAAGCCACCGUGUAAGUUAUAAUAGUCAGUGCGGAAACAUCAUUCGAUCUCGAUCCAGAACUACCAAGAUGACGAUCAUACAAGUUGUUUUACUCAUGCUGGCGGCGAUGGCGGUCACGGCGAGACCCUCGUUCCACGAAGGCCACGGUUUUCUUCAUGGGGCAGAUGAGCCAAAACUCAUCUCGCAAUCGGUACAUUUGCACGAGGUGCCGACCAAAGUCAUCAAGGUUACCAAGACGGUAGCCAUCAAGGUCCCCGUGCCAUAUCCCGUUAAGGUACCUCAUCAUAUUCCAUUUCCGGUACCAGUAAAACAUCCCGUGGCGGUACCAGUACCGCAAAUAGUGAAAGUGCCGCAGCACGUGCCAGUGCCGGUGGAGAAGCCAGUUCCGGUGGAAUUGCACCAGCAGGUGCCAUUGCUGGUAUCUAAACCGGUGCCUGUGCCACAUCCGGUGCCUGUACCACAUCCAGUUACUUUGACCAAGCCAGUCUUCGUCCCAAUACCGAAGGCGAUCCCGAUCCCACAAUCGAGUCACGAUGAAGGUGGUAUUUCCGCUGGAGCUGUGGCUGGAGGUGAUCAUGCCAGCCACGAGACGACCAACUACAGCACUUAUACCAUUCAAGGCCAUGGAGCCUACGACCAUGGCGGUGAUCAGCAGGCCCAAUUCCAGUCAUCCCAGCCCGACUACUCGGCGGAUCAUUAGCUUUCGAAAUGCGACAGGUCGACUGAUUAUGGCGGUGUGCGAGAUCCGUAUGGCUAAAAGGAAAAGUAAAUCGAGAAGUAAAUCACCGGCGUAUAAUAUAUGCGAGCCGGUUACUUUGAAAGCAGUUUAAGCAUAAUGCUAAAGGGUUCGACAGGUAAACACGAAUGCUAAGUGACGAUGUCCUUUUUUGGAAACUUGAUUUAGUCUACUUUCAAAAUUGAUGGCUCGAUGCAAAUAUAAAUCAGAGUUUCCCAAAAAGUUAUAUAUGUAUCACAUUUGAAAAAAAAUAUUAGAUUUAUCAGUUAUUUAAAGAUAAAAGAAAAAA
This is a messenger RNA of Pogonomyrmex barbatus (red harvester ant), 1035 nucleotides long. RefSeq lists its product as uncharacterized. Lineage: Eukaryota; Metazoa; Arthropoda; Insecta; Hymenoptera; Formicidae. The record is from RefSeq and is a predicted model, not a curated record.